AUGAGCUUUGGGUUACUCGCAGAAACACAUAAUAAGAAGGAGACAGAGAGAGAGAUACGAGGAGAGCUGGACGACCUCAUGGCAACGGCGCGGCCUCAGCACAGCAGACGGCACAGCAACAGCCUCGUUUCCGAACAGGAAAGGCUAGCGCGGAAGCGAGAGCAGAACCGCAUUGCACAACAGGUGUAUCGCCGUGCCCAGAAAGAGCGCAUCCAGGCGCUGGAGGCGGCCGUGGCCAAGUCAUCGUCAUCUGGCGGCGGUCCUUGGACGCAGUUUGAUGACGUGCCGGGAGACGACCUCUUCUUCAAUGAUGGUCCGGCAGGAACGCCUUCUCUGAGCUCGGCAACACCGACCACCGGGCUCUUCCAGACAUCCCUAGAGCCGAGCUUAAAUCACAGCCUAAGUCAAAGCCUUGGUGAUGGUCAUGUUGGUGGUGCUGGAGAUGUCUUAGGCGAUUAUGUGCAACAUGGCAGCCACACGACGAUGUCCUCAUUCACAUUUGGCCACCACGGCCAGGAGUCUUACGAGCCCGCAUCUGGACCAGAUCUGACGUUUAGAUCUAUACAAGCGGACGAGUUCAGCAUCCUGGAUGCAUCGCCAGCGUCUGACGGCGCAGCAGCAGCGACAAAAUUAACAUCGACAUUGACAUCGACAUCAACAGGUCGUCAUCAGAUGGACGGCCUGACAAUGGGUGCUGCUAGCCAAAAGAAGCCAGGCAUACCUCGGCCGUGUGCCGCAGCUCCAGAGUCGGAGAGUCGACACAGCCGUCGGAGAGCGCUGCACAUCGCUGCCAGCCAUGGCAACACCUGCAUGGUGAAGCUGCUGCUGGGCCGUGCUCGAGCGACCGGAGCCAAUCCCCGGACACUCGACAAAUCUGGCCGCUCGGUGCUGUUCACGGCCGUGGCCACGGGCUGCGAGGCCGCUGUGCAGAUCGUGUUGGACGCCAUGGGUAGCGAGGAUCUUGCAGAGCACAGCUCCAACCCCGGUCCGGGAUCCUGUUCGGACUCCAGCUCUGGACUUACUCAUACUCCUAAAGGAGUUGCGUCAGAUGUGGGCCGGGCGGGUAUCCGGGCCGCCCUCAACGAGCCUGAUGCACAGGGCACACUGCCGUUGCAUCUAGCUGUGGCAUCUGGAUCGGCAUCCAUGGUUCUGCUGCUGUUGAGUAACGGGGCGGAUAUAAACGGUUGGCGUCUGCCCGGCGUCAAGUAUGCUGCAUUGGUCAGGGAUCAAAGAAAGAGUAUGAUGAGGGACAGGAGCAGCAGCAGCUUUGAGCGCGAGGAGAAUCGGCUUCUUGAUAAGGAAAAUGCCGAUGUGGACGGCGAGGAAGACGGCCGGGAGCCGACGGUAAAAGCGCGUCCAUCAAAGAGGAAGUACUGCCUCCGGCCUCUGUUUGUUCUUCUCUGUCUGGCCUUCCUCGCCUGUGGUGUGCUGUUGGGUUAUGUUGCCCAUGACGGUUGGCACUUGUGGCGUGGCUCAAGCAACAACGGUGCCGCAGGAAAAACGUCUGCCAAUGCCGCCUUUGGCAGCGGCUUCGACAAGUUCAUCUACCAGGAGAACGAGUUUGGCGAGCGGUACUGUCCGGACAAGGACCUAACGCUGCGCCGUGAGUGGCGAAAGAUGUCCCGCAUCGAGAAGCGGCAGUUCGUCCAGGCCGUCAAGUGCCUGAAGCACAAACCGUCCAAGACGCGACCGACUGGCAGUCUUUUUGAAGACUUUGCUUUUGUCAGCGGCCAGAUUGGCAUGCGCACUGCCGGAGUGGCCUCUUUCUUUCCGUGGCAUCGUUACCUCCUCUGGUCCUUUGAGAGGGAGCUCAAAAAUACUUGCAGCUACCCGGGGGGUAUUCCGUUUUGGGACUGGACCCAAGACUCUGACGCUCUGGCACACUCUCCCCUGUUGAACGAUCUUCCCGGGUUUGGCGGUGAUGGCAAUUCGCAGUCCAGGUUGGCCAACGGCUCCCAUGGCGCCUAUUGCGUGACCGAUGGCAACUUUGCCAACCACAUGGCCGCCUUUGACUACAUUGCCGGCUACGGCAUCGCCCCUUCUCCCCAUUGUGUCUCCCGUCGCUUUGACCCAGGAGAUCGUGAUGGCCGUCAAGUCGGCGCCCUUGUUUCCCCGUCCGUCAUCUCGGACAUCAUCGCCCUGCCCGACUAUGCGAGCUUUUCCGAGGCCAUGCAGAAGGAGAGUGUAGGGCCAGUUGUUGCUGUCCCCAACUGGAUACAGGGCGACAUGGCCCAGUACACGGCGCCCAACGAUGUGCUCUAUUUCCUCCACUUGGCGCAGCUCGACCGCAUUUGGUGGAUCUGGCAACACCAGGUCACGGCGGCGCGGCUGAAUGACUACAGCGGUCGCCGUCGCAACGACGUGGAUGAUCUCGCGUCAAUUCACGAUAACCUCUCGCUCGGCACUCUUCUGGCACCUGACGUGGAAGUGUCUGAUGCCAUGUGGGGACAAUGGAGCUUCAUGUGCUUUACUUAUUUUCUGUAA
Molecule: messenger RNA, 2484 nt
Organism: Grosmannia clavigera kw1407
Lineage: Eukaryota; Fungi; Ascomycota; Sordariomycetes; Ophiostomatales; Ophiostomataceae
Product: tyrosinase central domain containing protein
Exons: 7
Coding region: 1-2484 (827 amino acids)
Biological process (GO): regulation of DNA-templated transcription
Molecular function (GO): DNA-binding transcription factor activity; protein binding; oxidoreductase activity
Source: RefSeq, a predicted model, not a curated record